This is a messenger RNA of Truncatella angustata, 558 nucleotides long. RefSeq lists its product as uncharacterized. The record is from RefSeq and is a predicted model, not a curated record. Bases 1 to 558 code for a protein of 185 amino acids. Lineage: Eukaryota; Fungi; Ascomycota; Sordariomycetes; Amphisphaeriales; Sporocadaceae. The transcript has a single exon.
AUGCGUAGCAUUCUUCGUGCAGUUAGCAGCCUACUGCUUCUCAGCAGUACCGGCGUCAUGGCCCCCGGCCCCGGACAACUCACACCGCCUGGCAACCCUGGAGGGCACUCCUUUCUGAUUUCGAAACUCACAACCACCAUCAUGCAAGUUGCACACUUCGGCCGCAACAGCGGUAUAUUGGACCCGGACGGAAUCAUCGCAAACCCCAAAGCUAUUGAAGAAUAUUUUGAACUUGCAAAAGGCGCAGUGGGGAUCUGUCUCGACGACGUGGUGCACGGUGAUGAACCCCUUCGGAUCGAAAUCGGGAAGCCAGGCAAAGAUUUCAUCGACAUCCCCAACGCGCCGGCCUCAUGCGUCGCCAUCAUCAAGGUAGCCACGGGCUACCUGAGGGGCCAGGGUGCCGAGGAGACCUCGAUGGUAUCACUGGUGCCGGGCAAUGACAGAGGGCUACGUAUCCAGGGUGUCAAAGCAAGUCAGAUGGAGGCUUUGCGGGAAAUGGCUGAAGAUAAAGACCUGGGAACCGACGGAGAGCACGGUGUCGAGAUCUACAUCGUGUGA